AUGACAUACAACCUAUUUAAUGGGCUUCGCAUAUUCUUUCGGCCUCUACUUGUCGGGCUCUUCAAUACCAGCAUCUCCUGGAGCAUGAGGUGGCGGGUGCUGGUGCUUCAGCAGUUUGUCUUUUUAACAUAUACAAUUCCGGUGGCGCCCUAUCUUUUCUCGCGCCCAUUCGUGACCGAAUAUCUGCCUGUCUUCGCCAAUCGAUCUGUUCGUACGCUAGUGUUCAAAGGCAAGGGAAAAGGGAGUGGCCGCAAGCUGCGUCCGUUGCACAUCGACAUCCAUGGAGGCGCCUUUAUUGGCGGCCUGGCCGAGCAGGAUGCCCGCAUAUGCGAGAUGUGGGCGAAUGAAACGGGCGCCAUUGUGCUUGGCAUCACGCAUCGGUUUGCUCCUGAGCAUGUGUUUCCGGCAGCCAUCGACGACGUCGACGCCACGGUGCAGUGGAUUAAAGACAACGCAGAAAGUCGAUGGGGAGCAGAUCCGACCCUCUUGACAAUAUCUGGCUCAUCUGCUGGGGGGAACAUGGCCGUCGCAUCGACGCAGCAACCAAGCUGCCACGGAGUAUCCCCUACAGCCUACAAGGGCAUCAUCACCUCAUACGGCGUCUAUGAGCUAAGGCUUUCCCCCUGGCAGAAGCCCGCCCCAGAAAAGAUGCCAAAGAGCGAUCCGACUUCCUUCCUGCAGCCGUUGUUUGAUUCAUAUGCCGCCCCAGCCCGGGCCCGGCAUAUUGAUGACCCUCGACUAAGCCCGCUUCUCGCAAAGAGAGAAACACUGCCAAACCGCAUGCUGAUGGUUAUCGCGGGGAUCGAUAUUCUUCUCGAGGAGCAGACACAUUUUGCUAAGCGGAUUAAUGAAGAAGACGAGCGCGCGGGCUGGACAGGCAAACCUCGUGUUGAAACCAUGCUUGCAUCGGAAGGCUUUCACGGCUGGCUUGAGUUGCCGGAUAUAAUUAUCAAAAAGGAGUUAAAAGAGGCCUACUGGGCCCGCUGCGUCGAGUUUCUGAAAGAAAUUCAUAAGUCGGAGGGGUGGGCCUGGGAAAGGACAUCUUUGUACUCUUGCAAUCUCCAUUUUCACAAGCAAGAUGCCGACUUCUCCAAUGCACACAUCUCUUAA
Molecule: messenger RNA, 1110 nt
Organism: Cordyceps militaris CM01
Lineage: Eukaryota; Fungi; Ascomycota; Sordariomycetes; Hypocreales; Cordycipitaceae
Product: lipase/esterase family protein, putative
Exons: 4
Coding region: 1-1110 (369 amino acids)
Molecular function (GO): hydrolase activity
Source: RefSeq, a predicted model, not a curated record